UGACGUUGAUUAAACAGGUGAGGUAGUGAAGAGCAGGAUCCUGUGGUCGCCAGCAUUUCGCGUUUGCUCUCCGUUUCAUGAGGAGCUCACAGACUUUUAAAGAAAGGAGGGCUGCUCUGUGAUGAUGUUUGACCUGAAGAAGAGGAAUAGUUUGACUCUGAGGGACAGCCGCGGGACCGACGAGUUCAGACGAGUGGCGGUCAGACGCAAAGUCCACGGUCCCGUGGGUGACUGUCAAACCGCAGAUGUGAGCAGUAGUGUGUGUGGCUCAUACAGCAGGAGCCGUGCUCGUGACCGAAUUUCUGGAUCAGAACUAAUUGUAAAACCUGGCGCAGAAACGAAUGAUGAGAAAAGCCCAACAAAGCCAUCAUCUUUCAAACCCCAAGCGCCUCGUAGAUCAGCUCACCUCCAGAGCCCUUCGAGGUUAGGACAAGAUCAAGCCUACAAUCCCACUCCAGGAAAAGUUCUGCCCCAGCAAAUUAACGGAACUGAAGAGAAACAGAGUCCUAACAGAAGUAAUGGGAUUUCUAUUUCCUGUGUCAGCCCACAGAAUUGUCAAGACUCCCUGGCUGAAGGAGGGGGAAGCUGUUUGAAUGCUCAGGGGAUUCCAAAUCUUACAUGCAGGUCAAUUUCAGGAUCUCCAAGCCCAGGCAAAAGAGGCAUUCAGAGCUGCAGCUCUCUGAGAGGAGGAGGCCACAGCCCCGGUCAGCUGUCCCCAAGAAACCAUAGAGCUCUCACGGGAAAACUGCGGGCUCCAAGCCCUGCUCAAGGGAAGAUGAGAAGCUAUAGUCCUGCCAAGAGUUCUAAAUCCUUGCUAGGACUGCACAGAAUCUCAAGUGAGAAGAUGGAAAGACGAGAGAAGAGAGCAGGGAAAUCUCUGAGUGUGCCUGACCUGAUUGUGUACUUGGACGAGAGCAGGUCCCCCCCCCCUCCAUCCAGGAUUCCCUCAGAAAAAGCUGAACGCUCUCCACUAAAACUGCUGCACUCACCCAACUCCAAUACACCUGCCAUCACCCUCAAAGCAUCACCUAACCGUAGACGCAGUCUUACCGCAAAUGAAGACCAUCGGUCAAGCAGUGGCCCAGAGCGUUCUCCACGACAAAUGAAUUGCAUUGUGCAGGAGAAAGAAUGGCCAGCAGCAAAUGGGACGAGACUAAAUGACAAACUGGAAGAAAGCAAUGAACCUACAAGAUAUGGCUCCAAGUUUUCCUGCCAGUGGACGGUGGCAACCACAGAAGACGAGAAGGUUCACGAUGAGUCCAGAGGUGAACAAAAUGAGGAGGAGAAGCAGAAGCAAGAGGAAAGAGGAGGAGAUGAGCCAAAAAAUAAAGAGAGCACGGAGCAGAAAUUAUUUAACAUAGCCAAUGAACUCCUGCAGACAGAGGAGGCCUACGUGGCCCGCCUCCACCUGCUAGACCAGGUGUUCUGUUCGCGCCUAACAGAAGAGGCAGGUCGAGGCUCAUUUCCUCCCGAGGUGAUAAGAAAUAUCUUUUCCAACAUUUCCUCAAUCUACUCCUUCCACAGCCAGUUCCUGCUACCUGACCUGGAAAACUGCAUCAGACACUGGUGUGAAAGCCCAGGCCUGGGUAAAGUUCUUCUGCAGCAUGUACCCUUCCUGAAGAUGUAUGCCAACUACGUCAGAAACUUUGACCACGCAAUGGAGCUGGUGAGGACCUGGACUGAACGCUCCUCUGCUUUCAGAAGUAUCAUCCAGGACAUCCAGAGUCAGGGGAUCUGUGGCAUGCUCACCCUGCAGCACCAUAUGCUGGAGCCAGUCCAGAGGGUUCCACGCUAUGAGAUGCUGCUAAAGGAUUACCUGAAGAAGCUGCCUGAAGAUGACCCAGAUUAUGAGCUUGCUCAGAAGUCCUUGCAGACUAUUUCCAUGGCAGCAACACACUCAAACAGUGCCAUCCAAGAAGCCGAGAGCCUGAAGCGGCUCCUGGAGAUCUAUGAGAUGAUCGGAGAGGAGGAGGUCAUCAAUCCAACCAACGAGUUUCUCAGGGAAGGCCGUCUGCUCAAGCUUGCUGCCAGGAACACGUCAGCCAUGGAGAGACACCUGUUCCUGUUUAACAACUUCCUGCUGUGCUGCUCUCCAAAGUUCAGCUUAGUCGGGCAGCGUUUCACCGUGCGCUGCAGGAUUGGGAUGGAUGGCAUGCAGGUGCAGGAAACCACCAAUGAAGACUACCCACACACCUUCCAAAUAUCUGGACGGGAAAGGGCCCUUGAGCUGCAGGCCAGCUCCAAACAGGAUCGAGAUGAGUGGAUAAAGGUGAUUCGGGAAGCCAUUGAUGUGUUUCAGAAGAAAAAUGAAGCCUUCAGAGCGGCUUCGAAGGAGCUGACUGUGUCAGAACCAACAGAGGAACUAGGCCGACGAGCCCCUCGCUGGAUCAGGGACAAUGAGGUGACCCUGUGUAUGUCAUGCAUGGAGCCUUUUAACGCCUUCACCAGAAGAAGACAUCACUGCCGUGCCUGCGGUUUUGUGGUGUGUUGGAAGUGUUCAGACAAUAAAGUGGCUUUGGAGUACGACGAUUACAAGCUGAACAAAGUGUGUAAAUGUUGUUAUGCAGCCCUGACUGGCCAGAGAGGAGAGGGCUUAGAUGGAAAAAAGAGACAAAUGCUGGAGUCAGAAGCAUCUAGUGACACAAUGAGUGGUUUUCUGCAGUAUGGUGAUAACCCCCAGACCUGGCAACGAGUGUGGUCCGUUCUCACCAAGACCGAGCCACCAGUCUUUUACCUGUACUCCGUUCCACAGGAUUUGGAGCCCCUGUUCACUAUACCUCUGCUGGGCUGCACCAUAGAGGCUUUCCCGGAGGCACAUCAGGGUCAGUCCUGCUUCUGUGUGACCCAGUCCAAAACCAGCCACAUUUUCACCUGUGAUUCUCUGGACCUCAAAUGGAGCUGGCUGAGUGCUCUUAAGUUUGCUGUGACGGGAUGGAGCACAGCGUGCUCACUGGCUGCACCCGAUGACAGCAGUGGAAUCAGAUCUGGUAUUAACGGCAGCCUCGGUAGUGACGACUCUGUAGUCAGUGGCAACAAGGAAAAUCACUCUUGAAUGUUUUUGUGUGAGAAAAGUGUCCAUUAAUUGUUGUUAAAUGAAUGAAAUCCAGAGGUGAAGUUCAGGAAUAUAAAAGUUACAAUGCUCUGAAAA
Molecule: messenger RNA, 3148 nt
Organism: Archocentrus centrarchus (flier cichlid)
Lineage: Eukaryota; Metazoa; Chordata; Actinopteri; Cichliformes; Cichlidae
Product: FYVE, RhoGEF and PH domain-containing protein 4-like
Exons: 16
Coding region: 122-3052 (976 amino acids)
Biological process (GO): cytoskeleton organization; filopodium assembly
Cellular component (GO): cytoplasm
Molecular function (GO): guanyl-nucleotide exchange factor activity; metal ion binding
Source: RefSeq, a predicted model, not a curated record